Molecule: messenger RNA, 2976 nt
Organism: Quercus lobata
Lineage: Eukaryota; Viridiplantae; Streptophyta; Magnoliopsida; Fagales; Fagaceae
Exons: 4
Coding region: 1774-2178 (134 amino acids)
Source: RefSeq, a predicted model, not a curated record
AACAAAAAUAAAAUACACGAAACACUAUUGCUUCUUAAUACAAUCAUCUAUGAAAAGGGAACUCGAUGCUCUUUUAGAUCUUCAAAAUCAUCUAUGAUUGAAUCCGAACUAAAUGUCAAAGCUAUAUCCUUUUCAAAUUAUAAAUUUAGUAUUUUUCACCUCUUUUCAAUUUAUAAAUUUAUCUAAUUUAGCAUUAUGACUUAACAAUAAGCGCAAGUGAAUCACUGUUAUUUUCUUAAAUUUAUGUGAUAAUUUACUAUAUUAUAUAAUUUAUUUUUUUCUUUUGUCUUUGGUCUUUGUAUUUCUGCUUUUAUUUAUCUCUUUGUCUUUGUCCUGUCUCCUUAUUUCUGACUCUCACCCAGACCCACUACCAACACUAUGAAUUUAUUAUGUACUACUAGCAAAAAAAUUUCCUAACUUUACCAUUUUUUUUCUUUCACUUCACUUGUCCCUAUUAUUGCCCAACUACCGGUCAAUAAAUAAUCAAAUAUAUUCUAUCUCUCUCUCUCUCUCUCUCUCUCAUCUAUAUAAUAUAAGAGAGAGUCACAAACACAGAUUGACAGAGAGUCACAAAGUCAAAAAGCCAAAAAAAAAAAAAAAAAAACACCACAGGCACAGAUUCAAUUCACAAUCAGUUCAUCACUAUCAGUAAAAACACAAAUACCACAAGUCCACAAGCACAGAUUGUUAGAUUCAGAGAUUCACAAACAAUCAAAAAUUAUAUUAGGUUUUGAAGGAUAGAUUAAAUACUUGUGAACUAUGAAGGCUAGAGCAACGAAGCUGGGCUGGGUAUAUCAAGCAACCGACAGGAAGAUGGGUCUCACAUCGACGUGGCGGCGUUGGUGAGUGGCCGUUUGGGUCUACGAUAGGCGACAGUUGAAAGGGACUGGGACAGGUUUGCGAGAUGGGUCUCGCGUGGUGGCAGUGUCACAGCAUGGGCAGCGGCAAGAUGGGUCUCUCUCACCUCUCACUCUCUCAGUUCCUCUCUGUACUACUCUCUACUCUCUUAGUCUGUCUCACCUCUCACUCUUUGUCUCACCUCUGCCUUUCUCUUCUUCUUUUUCAAUUCGUUUUUCCGUUUGUUUUGGACUACUGGGUUAGUGGGUUUACUCUUUUCUUUUUUUAACAUUUACAUGGGCUGGCAGACUCAGUGGGAUGGUUUAGGAUUUUUGGAGGGGGGCUGGGCUAAAAAGAAAGGGGCAGGCCCAAGUCUUCUUCUUGUUUUUUUUUUUUUUGGGAAAAUUUACUUACUAAUUUUUUUGUUUUUGGGCCCAGGGGGGACCCGGGCCCCGUUAGGCCCCCACCUGGGUUAUGUUUUUGGUUAGAAUCUUUUAUGUUGUAAUUCAACAUUUCAUCACUGAUUGGGGCAAAGCUUCUAGCCAAUUCAACUCCAAAAUAGGUAGUAUUCAUGGGUAGCUCUUUGUUUCGCAAAUUGCUUCUUGAUGACUCCGAUGAGGAUGAAAUAAUCAAAGAAGUUGUCAUGGAUUCAACAUUACGACGUAAACGUCGUUCCUAUAUUAGAUGUAAUCAUUUGGCAGGCCAGAAAGGCUUUACCUUGACUACUUUGCCGACUUAUCAGUUUAUCCAAAGAAAGUAUUUCGGAGGAGAUUUUGGAUAAGUCGUUCUCUUUUUCUCAAUAUUAUUUCUAAUGUAGAAGCUCAUGAUCCAUACUUUGUCCAAAAAAGAAAUGGUGGCAAAAAGCUUGGGUUAUCUUUCCUUCAAAAGAUCACUGUUGCACUCAGGAUACUUGCAUAUGGAUUAACGGGUGAUUUUAUGGAUGAGUAUGUGCAGAUUGGAGAAAUCACUACCCUACAGAGUUUGGAAAAAUUUGUUACUGCGAUGUUUGAUAUUUUCUCUGAGGAAUAUUUGAGGAAGCCAAAUAAUGAAGACAAAAGGCCCAUGACAAAAGGCGUGGAUUUCCAGAUUGUGAAAUGGAAGUUGAUGAGUGAAACUGCACAAGUAUUGAUUCAAAAACAAAAGGCUGAGAGUUGUGACACAGCAACUUAUCAGGGGAGAAUCUGGUCAAGAUCUGAAGGAAGGCUGCAAAGAGAACCAAAGCUUGACGCUCAAGCUAGUAGCUCCAAUUCCAAGCACGUCACUCCCAUCACAAUACUGAAGCCUUCAAGCAUAGAAGAGACUCCACUACUGCAACAUCACAAUCCCAUCUUUGACCUCUAAGACAGUUCAAGCCACAAAAAGUUUGAAGCUCCUAGCAACAUGGCAGAAGAGGGAGCACACCCAAACACAGAAGAACCCAUGAAUACCCAAGAGCUACUCAACACUAUGAUGGCUAGUCAGAUUUAGCUGAGGGAAAACAUGAAUCGUAUGAUGCAAUAAUUUUAGAAUUCAAAGGGUAAUCAAGAGGAAGACAAGACUAAUCAUAAUCCACCAGCUGUAGAAAGUGAGAAAAAGAUCAAUGAAAGGAUGAAUAAAUGGAGGAGACGAUUAGAAGAGCCCGUAAGAUGGAGGAACUUAUGGACUACAAUUCUCUCUCCCUAUUCCCCAAUGCAAGGUUGCCACCCAAGUUCAAGAUGCCAACCCUAGAAAAAUUUGAUUGGACUAGUUGCCCAAAGUCCCAUCUGAAGAUGUAUAUAAGGGCUAUGCAGCCCUUAGGUGCGACCGAGGAAGUACUUGCUCAGAUGUUCCAAAACACACUGACUGGAGCCGCUCUUAGAUGGUUCCUCAACUUGGAUGAUGCAAGAGUAAGAAGUUGGGAGGACAUCUGUCGAGAGUUUCACAAACACUACAAGUACAAUAUGGAAGUGGAUAUCAUAAGGAGAGACCUGGAGACUACCAAGCAAGAGCCGAAAGAAUCCUUCUUUACUUUCAUUACCAAGUGGAGAGCCAAGGUCGUAUAGAUGAUGAGUAGGCCAAGUGAGGAAGAGCAGUUAGCCAUGGUUGUAAAGAAUUUAUUGCCUGUAUACCAUAAAUACUUGUUUGCACAAUAUUUUCCCAAUUUUAAAGCUUUAAUUGCUA